AUGGAUGUCGCCGCUCUACGAGACCGCAUACAGUCUACCCUCGACCCCAAUGCGGACAAUCGUCGCCAGGCUGAAUUGGAUUUGAAAUAUGCCGAGACGCAACCCGGCUUCAUAAAUGCGCUGUUGGAUAUCUUGCAAGGGGAACAGAACAAUGCCGUUCAGUUGUCGGCCGGUGUUUACCUGAAGAACCGAAUCAACCGUGGCUGGUCGGUCAUCGAAGAAAGUCCGUUGCGCACACCGAUCCCCGAGGCCGAGAAACCAGGGUUCCGUGAGAGACUGAUUCCGGCUCUGGCAUCCACGCCGCCCAACGUUCGGGCUCAACUCGUCCCUCUCCUCCAGAAGAUCCUCCAGAACGACUUCCCCGAGCAGUGGCCGGGUUUCUUGGAUGUCACCCUGCAGCUGUUGGGCACCCCCGAUGCGAACUCUGUCUACGCUGGCCUGCAGUGUCUGCUGGCCAUCUGCCGUGUGUACCGGUUCAAGGCCGGAGAGAAGAGGGAGGAGUUCGAUAAAAUCGUCGAACACUCGUUCCCUCAGCUCUUGAACAUCGGGUUGAAGCUCGUCGAUGAGGAGAGCUUGGAGGCUGCGGAAAUGCUCCGCAUAGUCGUGAAGGCGUACAAGCAUGCUAUCUACUUCGAACUUUCGCCCCAUCUUCAAUCACAGCAAGCGACGGUGGACUGGUGCACACUUUUCCUGAGGAUCAUCGCCAAGGAUCCUCCCGCGAGCGCCAUGCUGGAGGCCAAGGAGGAGCGCGAGCUCAACCACUGGUGGAAGUGCAAGAAGUGGUCUUAUGCGAACCUGAACCGUCUCUUCAUCAGAUACGGAAACCCUACGACGAUGAGCAAGUCGAGCUCCCCCGACUACAGCGCAUACGGCAAGGCUUUCAUCACCACGUUCGCCCCGGAGAUUCUCAAGGGAUAUCUGCAGGAAAUCGAGAAGUGGGUGUCCAAGGGCCAGUGGCUCAGCAACCCUGCGCUCGCGUACACCCUGAUCUUCCUGGAGGAGUGUGUCAAGCCCAAGGCCAUGUGGGAUCACCUCAAACCGCACAUGGACAACUUGAUCGCCCAUUUCAUCUUCCCCAUCCUGUGCCAGUCCGAUGAGGACAUCGAACUGUUCCAGACCGACCCGUCCGAAUACCUCCACCGCAAGCUGAACUACUACGAAGAGGUCUCCGCGCCCGACGUCGCUGCCACCAACUUCCUGGUGGCCCUGACCAAGAACCGCAAGAAGCAGACUUUCGCGAUCCUCACGUUUGUCAACGGCGUUGUCAGCAAGUACGAGUCUGCCCCCGAAGACCAGAAGCUGCCCAGGGAGAAGGAAGGUGCCCUGCGCAUGAUCGGCUCCCUGGCCUCGGUCAUUCUCGGCAAGAAGAGCCCCAUCGCGGACCAGGUGGAAUAUUUCUUCGUCCGCCAUGUUUUCCCCGAAUUCCGCAGCCCCCACGGGUUCCUCAGAGCGCGUGCCUGUGACACUCUGGAGAAGUUCGAGCAACUCGACUUCCAGGACCCGAAUAACCUCAUGAUCAUCUACCGGAAUAUCCUUGAAUCGAUGACCGACCCCGAGUUGCCCGUCCGGGUCGAAGCCGCGCUGGCUCUGCAGCCCCUUAUCCGUCACGAUAUCAUCAGGACCUCCAUGCAGCAGAACAUCCCCCAGAUCAUGCAGCAGCUUCUCAAGCUCGCCAACGAGGUGGAUGUGGACGCUCUGGCCAACGUCAUGGAGGACUUCGUCGAGGUCUUCUCCGCGGAACUCACUCCGUUUGCCGUGGCCCUCAGCGAGCAGCUUCGUGACACCUACAUGCGCAUCGUUGGUGAGCUUCUGGAGCGCAAUGCGACCAAGGACGAGGACGCGUACGGCGAUUUCCUGGAUGACAAGAGUAUCACCGCUCUCGGUGUCUUGCAGACGAUCGGAACCCUGAUCCUUACCCUCGAGAGCACCCCUGAUGUGCUCCUCCACCUCGAGACGAUCCUCAUGCCCGUCAUCAGCAUCACGCUCGAGAACAAGCUCUACGACCUGUACAACGAAGUGUUUGAGAUUAUCGACAGCUGCACAUUCGCAUCCAAGUCCAUUUCCCCUACGAUGUGGCAGGCCUUUGAGCUCAUCCACAAGACUUUCAAGGCCGGUGCCGAGCUGUACCUGGAAGACAUGCUGCCCGCCCUCGACAACUACAUCGCCUACGGCUCUCAGAUGUUGGUCCAGAACCCCGCGUACCUUGCCGCCGUUGUCAGCAUGGUCGAGGACAUCUUCCGCGACGAGAAGGUUGGUGGUGUCGACCGGAUAUGCGGCUGCAAGCUCGCCGAGACUCUGAUGCUGAACCUCCGCGGAUGCAUCGACCAGUACAUCCCGGUCUUCAUUGAGCUGGCGAUGCGCGUCAUCGAUGCCGGCGAGGCCCCGACGAAGUCUUACCGCAUCCACCUGAUGGAGAUGGUUAUCAACGCCAUCUACUACAACCCCGUUCUCGGUCUCCAGGUCUUGGAAGCCAAGGGCUGGACGAACAAGUUCUUCAGCACCUGGUUCUCCAACAUCGACAACUUCAGACGCGUCCACGAUAAGAAGCUGUCCAUUGCCGCCAUCAGCUCCCUGCUGACAUUGAAGGCCGGUGAUGUUCCGCCUAGCGUGCAGCAAGGCUGGCCCAGGUUGCUCCAGGGAGUGACCCGGCUGUUCCAGACCUUGCCCGCUGCCAUUAAGCAACGCGAAGAUGCCACCAAGGAGUCCGACUUUACCUUCGAUGACGAGGAAGAGGAAGUUGACGAGGACAACGACUGGGAUGGCGAGAUUGAGUGGACCGAAGGUGAGGAGGGUGAGGCCGGCGCCUUGGAUGGCGAUGUUCCCGAUGACAGUGCCGCCUACCUGGAUUUCCUGAACAAGGAGGCACAGAAGUUCGGCUCCUUUACCGAUGAUGACGAUGACGACCUUGACGAGGAGAGCUUGCUGGAGACUCCUCUGGAUAAGAUCGAGCCGUAUGGCAUGUUCAAGCAUGUGUUCAUGGGUCUUCAACAAGAACAACCCCAGCUUUACGACAACCUGACGAAGGUCCUCAGCGCCGAGGAGCAGUCAGUGCUCCAGGCCGUGUUCCACGAGGCCGACGCGAAGGCAUUGGCCGCCGCGAGCGCAGAGGCCAACAUCCAGACCAACGGGAAUUAG
Aspergillus heteromorphus CBS 117.55 is the source of this 3135-nucleotide messenger RNA. Its product is annotated as putative nonsense-mediated mRNA decay protein (Nmd5). NCBI's taxonomy places the organism in Eukaryota, Fungi, Ascomycota, Eurotiomycetes, Eurotiales, Aspergillaceae. Bases 1 to 3135 code for a protein of 1044 amino acids. Gene Ontology annotation, cellular component: cytosol; nuclear envelope. Gene Ontology annotation, biological process: protein import into nucleus. The record is from RefSeq and is a predicted model, not a curated record. Gene Ontology annotation, molecular function: small GTPase binding. The transcript is spliced from 8 exons.